Messenger RNA from Bombina bombina (fire-bellied toad), 5735 nucleotides. It is a transcript of the gene NUP188, whose product is annotated as nucleoporin 188. Gene Ontology annotation, molecular function: structural constituent of nuclear pore. Gene Ontology annotation, cellular component: nuclear pore inner ring. The record is from RefSeq and is a predicted model, not a curated record. Gene Ontology annotation, biological process: RNA export from nucleus; protein import into nucleus. NCBI's taxonomy places the organism in Eukaryota, Metazoa, Chordata, Amphibia, Anura, Bombinatoridae.
CGCGCGUCGCUUCUCUGUGGUCACGUGGCUGCGUUUGAACGUGAGAUUCGGGAAAAAUAUGGCGGAGGCGGUGCCUUCUCCGGGCCUAAAUGUCAGGAGCUGUCGGGAACUAUGGACCAUUCUCCUUGGUCGCUCAGCUAUGCGAGAUGCGGCUCAGAUAAAAGAAGAGCUGAAUCUGUACAGGGGAAGAUUCCUUCAGGGACUGGCCUUCUACAAACCUCCCAGCACAAGCUCAGCUGACCGUGUUAAAGCCAACAAGGAUGUGUUACCAGCCCUGAAGGAGCUCGGGCUGAGAAUCAGCAAGUUCCUGGGGCUGGAUGAGGAGCAGAGUGUUCAGUUGCUGCAGUGUUAUCUUCAGGAUGAUUACCGAGGGACGCAGGACUCCAUAAAGCUAGUGCCUCAAGAUGAAAGACAGAGCCAGUCUUUGUUGCUUAAGAUAGCGGAGUAUUACUAUGAAGAAAGGAUCUGCAUGCUGCGAUGUGUCCUACAGCUCCUGACUUAUUUUCAAGAUGAAAAGCACCCGUUUAUGGAGGCGUUCAUGGGCUGUGUGUAUGCGCUGAAGGAGAAGGAUUUCAUAGGCAAAUACCACAAGCAGUUUGAGAAUCUUUUUAAACAAGAAGCUCCAACAUGGGAAACACAUGGAAACCUGAUGACAGAGCGCCAGGUGUCUCGUUGGUUUGUGCAGUGUUUGAGGGAACAGGCCAUGCUGUUGGAGAUCAUCUUCCUGUAUUACGCAUACUUUGCCAUUUCUCCCUCUGAACUUCUCGUACUGACCAAAUUGUUUAAGGAACAAGGGUUUGGACGAAGGCAGCAAAAUCGGCAUUUGGUGGAGCCAUCCAUGGACCCUCUGGUAGACAGAAUUGGCUACUUCUCUGUUCUGAUCUUGCUGGAAGGGAUGGACAUGGACUCUCUACAGGAAUGUGCCUUUAACGAUCAAAUCGAGCAGCACCCUUUUGCUUCACAAAGUCAGAUCUGCAAGGAAAUGGACAGCAUUCUGCUGAUGUUUGGGGACAUUCCGCACCACGCUCCUGUGCUCCUGGCCUGGGCCCUUUUGAGGCACACUCUUAGCCCAGAAGAAGCGACUCAAACAAUUCAUAAAAUGGGCAGCGCUGCCAUCCAUCUCCACGUCUUUCCCUAUUUGACACACAUGCUCCAAGCCCUAAGUAACGGAGAAAACAAUUGCACAACCAGCACCGCCUGUGUGUGUAUCUACAGCCUCUUGUGCUUUGUCCUGACGUCCUUGGAAGAACACACGUUAGGGAAACAACAGGAUAUUCUUGAUACUGCUUGUCAGGUGCUGGCUGCUCCGAACCUUCCAGACCUCUUCUGGAACACAGAACCCACAACUGGACUUGGGAUCUUGUUGGACAGCGUAUGUGGGGUGUUCCCCUAUCGCCUGUCACCUCUCCUGCAGCUUCUAACUGCUCUUGUCUCCAACAAAUCUACUGCCAAAAAGGUAUACACCUUCCUGGAUAAAAUGUCAUUUUACACAGAGCAGUACAAAUUUAAGCCCCAGGAUGUUCUGUCGCACGAUGAUGAGACUGUUUGGCGCAGACGUUCCCCAAAACUAAUUUAUGCCCUAGGGAUGGGGCAGACCAAUUUACGCAUCCCGCAGGGGACGAUCGGUCAGGUGAUGUCUGAUGAGAAUGGCUUUAUUGUACGCUGGGAGUAUUCAUACAGUAGCUGGACCCUCUUCACCUGUGAGAUUGAGAUGCUCUUGCACGUUGUCUCUACAGCAGAUGUUAUCCAGCAAUGCCACAGGGUUAAACCCAUCAUUGACCUGGUGCACAAAGUUGUAAGCACUGACCUGUCUAUAGCAGACUGCCUCCUGCCCAUCACAUCACGGAUUUACAUGCUUCUGCAGAGGUUAACCACUGUCAUGAGCCCCCCAAUGGAUUUCAUUUCAUCUUGUGUUAACUGUCUGACUACGCUCGCCAGUAGAAUGCCUGCAAAGCACAGAGGGAAUGAACGCUGGCGGAUAUGGCACACUUCUGGGAAUUGAGCAGGCUCAGGGAGAUUACAGUGUCACGAUUUCCUUUCUGGACUUGGUUACCACUUUAGUGAAGGGUCAGCUGGGCAGUACCCAGAGCCGAGGGCUGGUACCCUGCAUCCUGUUUGUUCUACGAGAAAUGCUUCCUAAUUAUCACAGGUGGCGAUACAACACGCACGGCGUGAGAGAGAAGCUGGGGUAUUUAAUCUUGAAGUUCAUACACGCCAUUCUCAACCUGAAUCCCGAUAUAGAGCCCCAUGCCAGCUCUGCCCCUAGUCUACAGCAGCUGUGCAUCUUCAGCUUGACCAGCACAGAGGCAGGACAAGCGAUUAUUAACAUCAUGGGGAUCGGAGUGGACACAAUUAAUGCAGUGAUGGCUUCUCAGACUGGCAGUGCAUCUGAAGGUCAGGGCCAUCUGCUAAUCCAGACUGUCAAACUGGCUUUUUCCAUCACUAAUAAUGUGAUCAGACUGAAGCCCCCAUCUAGCAGUGUGACCCCCCUGGAGCAAGCUCUCACUCAGCAUGGUGCACAUGGCAACAAUCUCAUUGCUGUCCUGGCUAAAUAUAUUUACCACAAAUAUGAUGGAGCUCUACCACGGCUGGCUAUCCAGUUGCUGAAGCGCCUAGCUACGGUGGCGCCCAUGUCCGUGUACGCCUGUCUGGGAAGCGAUGCUGCUGCUAUCCGAGACGCCUUCCUCAACCGCCUGCAGUGCAGCAUUGAGGAUAUGCAGAUCAAGGUCAUGAUGUUGGAGUUCCUCACUGUUGCUGUGGAGACUCAGCCUGGGCUAAUUGAGCUUUUCCUCAACCUGGAGGUGAAGGAAACCAGUGAGGGGACAAAGGAAUACGCACUGGGCCAGUGGAGCUGUCUGCAGGUCGUCCUGAAUUUAAUAGACUGUCAGCAGCCAGAGCGCUUCUGGUGCACUCCUUUAUUGCAGCGAUCGGCUAUCGCUUUCCUUCAUGCUCUGUGGCAGGACCGACGAGAUAGUGCCAUGACCGUGCUUAGGACCAAGCCUAACUUCUGGCAGAAUCUGACAAAGCCGCUCUUUGGCACACUUAUUCCACCUUUAGAGACCUCAGAGCUCAGCAUCCUGGAGACCUGCGCUUUCAUCAUGAAAAUUAUCUGCCUGGAAAUUUACUAUGUAGUCAGGGGAUCAUUAGACGACUCACUGAAAAACAUACUGAAGAGGUUCUCAGAGCAAAAAAGAUUCACGUAUUGGUCUGGGUAUGUCCAAUCGCUGGUCUGUCGAGUCGCAGACACCGAGGGCAGCUGCGCUUCACUCUCAGAGUAUCAAAUGCUGCUGUCAGCCUGGCGAGUGCUCCUCAUCAUUGCCACACACCACGCAGACGUUAUGCACCUGACAGAUCCGGAAGUGAAGCAGCUGCUGUUUCAAGAUGUGUUAAAAGGCACCCAUGCUCUGCUUGUGGUCCCCAGUUCUGUCUCCUGUCUACAACUCGGCUCCAUGCUGUGCACACUGAUGCUCAUCUUGCUCAGACAGUGGAAAAAAGAUCUCGGAUCGUCAGCGGACAUGCUUUGCUCCUUGACACAGAUUCUGGAAGGGGUGAUUCAGGCAGAUCAGCAGCUGAUGGAAAAGACCAAAGCCCGAGUGUUCUCUGCUCUGAUCUCAGUGCUGGAAAUGAAGCAGAUGAAAGCCAGUGACAUCCCUCAGUUUCAGCAGCUGGUUCUCAGUGUGUGUGAGACAUUGCAGGACGAGGUGGUAUUUCUUGUUGAUCACACACGGCAAGGGCUGACAACAGGAGAUGGUGUGGAUGAGAAGGACAGUAUGGAGACAGAAGAUGCACCUCGCAUACGACAGAGGGACCAACGUGACGGGGUCUGUGUGCUGGCGCUGCACUUGGCUAAGGAAUUGUGCCAGACUGAUGAAGAUGGAGAUCAUUGCUUACCACUGAUUAGGAAGCUGCCCAUGCUGCCUAUGCUUUUCAGUGCCCUGGAAGUCAGCCUACGAGUUAAGCAAAAUCUCCACUUCUGUGAAGCCACUCUCCAUCUUUUGUUCUCAUUGGCAAGGACCCAGCAGGGAGCAGCAGCCAUAGCAGGAGCUGGUGUCACACAAAGUGUUUGUUUGCCUCUUCUGAGUGUCUACCAGCUAAGUUCCAACGGCGGCAGUACGGCCCCGCUAGCUCUGUCCUCCAGAAAGGCAAUUGAUGCACCCUCGUGGCCUGGGGUGUACCGCUUGGCCAUGUCUCUCAUGGAGCGUCUUUUGAAGACAUUAAGAUAUAACUUCCUGACUGAGGCACUGGACUUUGUUGGAGUUCAUCAAGAGAGAAUCCUGCAGUGCCUAAAUGCUGUGCGAACAGUGCAAAGCCUGGCUUGUCUAGAAGAAGCUGAUCAUACCGUAGGGUUCCUGCUCCAGCUGUCUAACUUUACCAAGGAAUGGCACUUCCACCUCCCGCAGCUAAUGAAAGACAUCCAGGUGAACCUGUGUUAUUUAUGUCAGUCGUGCACAUCUCUGCUGCACAGUCGCAAGAUGCUCCUGCAUUAUUUACAGAUCAAGAAUGGAGAAGCCGUUUCCUCAACAACAACCCCUCGUGUUCAGAGAGCCCCACACACACCUUCCAAACAGCCAACCCAGGAAAGUGAGGCCCUGGAGCUUCGAGCGCUGCGCUCUGUCCAACACAGUCUUCUAAAGAUCCUUAGCAAGACGCUAGCCACUCUCCGAUCCUUCACACCAGAUCUCUGCCAGAUUCUUCAGGUUCAGCCCAUUGAUCUCGCACAGUAUAAUCUGCUCUUUGCAUUGAACUUUACUACUCCAGCGUUUGAUGCAAACGUAGCGCCGUCUUUUGGAACUCUCCUAGCCACAGUAAAUGUGAUGCUGAAUAUGUUGGCAGAGAUGGAUAAGAAGAAAGAGCCCAUGUUACUGACCCUGGGUACAUCUGUCCCUGCAGAAGACAAUAAGAAUCUGAAGUCUCUGUUGCUGUUUACCAUGGAGAACUGUUUCUACCUGCUAAUUUCUCAAGCUGUACGAUACUUACGGGACCCGUCCGUUCACCCUCGGGACAAACAGCGCAUGAAGCAGGAGCUUAGUUCAGAGCUGAGCACACUCCUCUCAAGCCUGUCCCGUUAUUUCCGACGAGGGGGGCCCUCCUCUCCUGCUGGGGGGCUUCUGCCUUCUCCUCAGCCUAAGUCUGUAGGUGCCAUGAAGGCAGUGCCUGAAGCACAAGAGCCCCUUAUACAGCUGGUACAAGCAUUUGUACGACAUGUACAGAGAUAAAGAGCUCUCACACGGACUUGUUUAUGCUGUGUACAUACUCCGUAUUGCAUACACAGGACCACAAAGUACUGUAACUGUACCCGACUAUUAAUGUUACCAGCAGCUGCAGGAGAGGUGACACAACCUCAUCGCCAGUACCGCUAGCAGGGCACACAACCUCAUCGCCAGUACCGCUAGCAGGGCACACAACCUCAUCGCCAGUACCGCUAGCAGGGCACACAACCUCAUCGCCAGUCCCGCUAGCAGGGCACACAACCUCAUCGCCAGUACCGCUAGCAGGACACACAACCUCAUCGCCAGUACUGUACAAACCACACCGCUCCUCGUGUAAAUGUUUCUGGGACCCAGCUGCUUAAAUGGACUGGAUUUUUGCAUCUUAAUUGCCACCAGUGCAGCGUAUGUCGGCUGCUUUUGUCAUGAAGAAUGCAAUGCUUGCCUGUGCCUGGUUUCACCUAAAGUAACUGGUGUACUUUUUUGAAUCCACAUAUUUAUACUGAAAGUAAAGAAAACUUGUUUCCA